Messenger RNA from Antrostomus carolinensis (chuck-will's-widow), 1318 nucleotides. RefSeq names its product breast cancer anti-estrogen resistance protein 3. NCBI's taxonomy places the organism in Eukaryota, Metazoa, Chordata, Aves, Caprimulgiformes, Caprimulgidae. The transcript has 6 exons. Gene Ontology annotation, biological process: positive regulation of peptidyl-serine phosphorylation; small GTPase-mediated signal transduction. The record is from RefSeq and is a predicted model, not a curated record. Bases 1 to 882 code for a protein of 293 amino acids. Gene Ontology annotation, molecular function: guanyl-nucleotide exchange factor activity.
AUGAAAGAAGCACCCGUAUGCAAGUUAGUUUCAAAACUCCCACUCUUUUGCACUCGACAGGUGGCGAGGAUACUAGAAGUUUCUGAAGAGAUGAGGAGGAUUAUGGGAGUGAACUCUGGUCUUGAACUGAUUACCUUGCCUUACGGACAUCAACUGCGCCUUGACCUAAUUGAAAGGCACAAUACCAUGGCAAUUGGAAUAGCUGUGGAUAUCUUGGGUUGCACAGGAACUCUAGAAGAUAGAGCAGCAACAUUAAACAGGAUCAUCCAAGUUGCAGUGGAGCUGAAGGACUCGCUGGGGGAUUUGUAUGCAUUUUCUGCCAUUAUGAAAGCACUGGAAAUGCCACAGGUCAGUAGGUUAGAACAAACCUGGACCUCUCUAAGACAUCAUUACACCCAGACUGCCAUUACGUAUGAAAAACAGCUGAAACCGUUCAGCAAAGCUUUGCAUGAAGGCCAAUAUGAGUGGACCAGUGAGUAUAAGCGAUUCUGUGCUCCACAGAACAACGUAACGGUGCCACUGCUGAUGCCUCUCAUUACCUUGAUGGAGCGACAAGCUGUUGUGUUUGAAGGCAUGGACCUGUGGGAAAGCAGUGACCAAAGCUGCGAAAUAAUGCUCAAGCACUUGGCCACAGCUCGUCAGAUAGCACAGCACGCAGAAACGUACAGCCUGACUGCAGAACGGAUGCUGGAAGGUUUCCAGCCAGAUGAAGAGAUGAGUGAAAUCUUCAAGACAGAAUUUCAAAUGAGAUUGCUCUGGGGCAGCAAAGGAGCACAAGUUAAUCAAAAUGAAAGAUACGAGAAAUUCAGCCAGAUUUUAACUGCACUUUCCCGAAAACUGGAACCUCCUCCAGUGAAGCAGGUGGAACAAUUAAGUAUAUAAGACUCUGCAAAUACUAUUUAAAUUAUAUACUUGAAAUAACCUUAGCUUCCUUUUGUCAAUUUGAUACUGCACAAAUGUCUUGCAUUUCACAAGAUGUUUAGAACUUUUAACUGCACAAUGCACACUUGUUUUAAAACUACUGAUUUCUAAACAAAUUAUUUAUUUGUGUCACCAAGUCAUUUAAUGGUCCCUUUGAACAGUUAGGAUAUCCCUGUAAGAUAGUCUUGGAGCUUUCUCUAUUUCCCCAGAGUUGCAAUGUUUUGGUAAUGCCUAGGAGUCAGGGCAUUGGCAUCUUAAUAUUAAAAUGAUGCAAAUAGUGUAAAUAAAAUGACAGAUUAAGUAUGUGACAUUGCAGAAAAUCUGUUGUAUGAUAUUCCUUUAAUGAAUAUAAAACACUGUACAUAGAAUUGUGAUUUAAAGUGUAUCUUUAUGCAAA